This is a messenger RNA of Westerdykella ornata, 3311 nucleotides long. RefSeq names its product glutamine synthetase/guanido kinase. The record is from RefSeq and is a predicted model, not a curated record. The transcript is spliced from 4 exons. Lineage: Eukaryota; Fungi; Ascomycota; Dothideomycetes; Pleosporales; Sporormiaceae. The coding region runs from base 209 to 3259 and encodes 1016 amino acids. Gene Ontology annotation, molecular function: glutamine synthetase activity; hydrolase activity.
CCAACCACCUGCACCAUCACCAACAUCAUCAUACUACUUUGAGGCUCCCGCCUGACGACUAUCAGCCCACUACCCAUCUGGGUGGGGAUCCAAUCUAUGCAACGCGUCACCCACACUCGUUGAACGCCCUUGAAAGGAAGAGAUAUCUGGCUGUACUCUGUCUCGGCUUGUAAAUCCCUCAGCUUCUCGUCAUAGUGUGUAUACGGCCAUGGAGGCCCAUGGCAUCACGCCCACCCUGGAUAGCCCCCCGCCAAAGCCAACGCUGGACCAUUUGCGAUAUGUCGUGAACAAGUACCCUCUCAUUGACAACCAUGCACAUAACCUGCUUCUGCCAUCCCAUAUCGACACUGUCCCCUUCGAGUCCAUCACUUCUGAAGCCCAGGGCCGAGCGCUCCGGGACACGUUCAAAUCCCUUCCCCAUCUGCGAGCCGCACGUCAGCUCCGUGACCUGUACAAGUGCGCCGAGGACGCGACCUGGGAAGAGGUCCAGGAGCAGAGGCUGCAGUGCUUGAGGAGUAACCCUGAUCAGCUCUAUGAAGACUGUUUCGCUGGCACCCAUGCACUAUUGAUAGACGACGGCCUCGCAGGACGCGAUACCGUCUAUGAAUAUACAUGGCACGAUCGCUGGACCAAGGCGCCGUCAAAGCGCAUCGUCCGGAUUGAAACCCUAGCUGAGCGCUUGAUGGAGAGUCUCAUGCAAGAAGCCACUGAAUCAGAUCUCGACGAUCCGGAGUACUUUGCAGAAACCUGGCUCGCAUUCACUGAAGACUUUGAGCGCGAGAUCCAACACGCCAUUCGUGAUGACGAGGUCGCAGGCUUCAAAACGGUCAUCUGCUACCGAACUGGCCUUGACAUCGAGCCCGACUAUGUGCGUGCGGCCAAAGCGGUCGGGAUCCCUUUUGAGCGAUACGUAGCGCGCUGUAUCCGUAAACGGAGUUUCAGGCUCCAACGCAAAGCAUUGAAUGAUUACUUGGUCUUGCGGACGCUAGAGAUUCUGUCCGAGCGGCUCCCGGAGCCUGGCGGAUUCUGCAAGCCGUUGCAAUUCCAUACUGGGCUGGGCGAUAACGAUAUCAGUCUCCGUGAAGCCAACCCAGCCUAUUUGCAGCCGCUGAUUGAGAGCUACCCCCAUGUGCCGUUUGUACUGUUACACUCCGCUUAUCCGUACACGCGACAGGCGGGAUAUCUCGCCACUGUCUACAAACAUGUCUACCUCGACAUUGGCGAAGUCUUUCCCAUGGUCAGCAAAGAUGGUCAGAAGGCAAUUCUGCGGCAGUCGCUGGAACUUGUCCCUGGGAGCAAACUAUUGUACUCCACCGAUGGCCAUUGGUUUCCCGAGACCUACUGGCUUGCGAACAAGCAGUUUAGAGAAGUGUGGUUGGAGCUACUGACAGAAUACGUGCAACAAGGGGAGUUGACUCCUCACCAAGGCAUCAAUCUCACCAAGGACCUCCUCUUCAACAACUCCAACUUCCUCUACAGGCUCGGCUACCAGGCCGACUUCAAAGAAAUGGAAGAACCCCCAAAGACUUUGGCCUGGCGCUCCCAAGUCGAAUCCCCCAUCCAGCCUACGCCACUUCAUACUCGCCCGACGUUCCUGGAUCCAGGAGUAGGGAAACAGGAGUCUCCAACCUUCCCACCUCCUCCAAAGAAACCUCAGGUCUACGACGUUGAACUUUUUGAAGACUUCAUAAAGGCAAAUCCAACCACCAAGUUUAUCUACGUCCAAUGGCUCGACUACAUGGCCACCAUCCGCGCACGCAUACUCCCCAUCAAGGAAUUCGAACGCAUGAUACGCGCUGGCGACCGCAUCAGUAUCUCCCAAGGAAAUACGGGAACGCUGCAAAACGACACCUCGACCCCUGUCAUGAACCCCGUCGGGCAGAUCUACAUUGAACCUGACUUGCGGUCCCUGCGACGCACGCAUCAGCGGGAUCCGCUGCCGUCAGCUACGGUGCUCAGUUUCUGGCGUGAUGAACAGGGACGGCCGAUGCGGUCGUGCCCGCGGUACAAUCUGGAGGUUCUGCUGAACGAUUUGAAGUUCAACCACGGUGUCGAGCUCGUCUGUGGAUUCGAAAUCGAAGUGACCUUCCUCAAGCGCGAAGACUCGGUUCCUAAGCCGUCAAAGGGCAAAAACCCGGCGUCGCCCAGCCAGUCUCUAUCUGACGGAGUGAGCGGAGACGACAACGAAGAUCAUGACCCCUAUACUCCUCUAACCGGUACCACGCACGCCUGGGGCACCUUCACCCCCUCCGACUUCCUCUCCCUCCCUCUGCUCGCUGAGAUCGCGGACGCCCUCUCCCACACGUCCAUCGAGGUUCAGCAAUUCCACUCCGAGUCGGGGCCGGCGCAAUUCGAAUUCGUCCUGUCCCCCUUACCGGCCCUCGCGGCCAUCGACGCCUUGAUCCAGGCGCGCCAGUUCAUUUGCCAGAUUGCGGCCCUGCAUGAUGUGAGGGCUACUUUCCAUCCGCAAGUCUGGCCUGGAGAAGCGGGAACGGCGGCACAUGUGCACGUCUCUGGUGUCAAUGGGGACAAGGAGAUGCCGUUCUGGGUGCAAGGCGUCCUUGGGCAUCUCCCCGCGCUGUGUGCGUUCAGCAUGCCCGAGGCGGAGAGCUAUGCGCGCGUGAGGGAUGAUAGCUGGACGGGGGGCACGUGGGUGGCGUGGGGGACGCAGAAUCGGGAGACGCCGCUGAGGAAGGUGCACGAGGGGAGGUGGGAGGUGAGGUGCGUGGAUGGGUUUGCGAAUGCGUAUUUUGUGGUUGCGGGGUUGGUGGCGGCGGGGAUUCUGGGGUUGACGGGGAGGGUGGAGGAGGAGUCGAAGGGGAUGUCUGAGGAGAGGAGGCAGGAUACGGGUGUUGGGGUUGGGAUUCUUCCUCCUCCGCCACUGCUGUCUCCUCUCCAGGAUCCGGGGUUGCAGGGUGAGGAUGGCUCUCAAGCACAAGCACCAGCAGCACCAUCUCUUCAAGCGCCCCUUUCUCCCUUCCCACCACCGUCGGCGCCGGAAUCCUCACCCCCAUACCCCAUCGACACCCCCUAUCCCCCGAGCACCCUGACCUCGUCCCAACGCCUCUCGUACGGCAUCACCCGCCGCCUUCCCUUCUCCAUCUCCCAAGCCCUGGCCGCGCUGGAGAGCGAUGGCAGCCUGAGGGAGAUGAUGGACGAGGUUGUGCAACCGUAUCUCGCCAUGAAGAGGGCCGAGCAGGGCAUGUUGGGCGCCAUGGGGAAGGGGGAGAGGAGGGUCUGGUUGGUGGAGAGGUAUUAGGGGGGUUGGGUCGUAGUCGUGGCUUAAGACGUUGAUGGUAAUGAUAGGGAGG